Sebastes umbrosus (honeycomb rockfish) is the source of this 2939-nucleotide messenger RNA. It is a transcript of the gene hebp2, whose product is annotated as heme binding protein 2. The transcript has 5 exons. The record is from RefSeq and is a predicted model, not a curated record. The coding region runs from base 134 to 715 and encodes 193 amino acids. Gene Ontology annotation, cellular component: cytoplasm. NCBI's taxonomy places the organism in Eukaryota, Metazoa, Chordata, Actinopteri, Perciformes, Sebastidae.
CGCUCAGCCAAUCAGAUUUCAGGAUUUUUGUAACCGGAAGUGCUGAUAUGAAAACAAAUGCGCUCCGCACCCUGACAGCAGUUACCAAACGCUCAGACAAUACAGACAGUUUCGACCAUCUUUUACAGGAAUCAUGCUGAAAGCUGUGGGACAAGUUCUGUUCUCCAGUGGACUACAGAGUCCUAAAUACACAGCACCCAACAAGAAAGAGGUGGGACAAGACUAUGAGACCCGCACCUACGAUGCCACUAAAUGGAUCAGCACCUCUGUGAGUGGGAUGCAGUGGGAUGAAGCCAUGAAGACUGGCUUCCGCAGGCUCUUCAGCUACAUUCAAGGCAACAAUCAGAACAAGGUGAAAGUGGAGAUGACGGCUCCCGUGUCGUGCCGCGUGGACCCCGGAGCCGGCCCCGCAUGUGAAUCUCAGUUCACUGUGUCCUUCUACAUCCCAGAGGAGCAUCAGGACAAUCCACCGGAGCCGAGCACCCCGGACGUGUUUGUGGAGCACAGGAAGGAGUUCACAGCUUAUGUCAGGACAUACGGUGGUUUCUCCAAUGAGAAACUGAAGCGCGAAGAGCUACUGAAACUUAUGGAGAGCCUGCAGAGGGACGAAGUCCAAUACCUGGAAAAGCCGUACUACGCAGCCGGGUAUGACAGUCCCUUCAAACUCACCAACCGCAGGAACGAGGUCUGGGUCCUCAAGAAGGAGAAGGAGUAGGAAGACUAAAGGUCGCGCAACACUCUGCCCACUACAACUGUCAAAUAGUCCUAUUUCAUAAAUUAACACUCAGCACAGCACUUAUAAAUGUCAAAAAGGGAAACAAAAUCAUUGCUAUUAUAGAAGUCUGGUGAACAAAAUGGAAGUUUUAAAGGUCAUACUGACGAGUCGUGAGGACCAACAUUUUAUAUACAUUUUUCCAUGGCUGUCUGUUGCUUUAUUUCCUUUGAAUAAAGGUUACUGAAUUAUAGACUCACUGAAAGUCUUGACAAAGAGACCAAACACAUGAUUACAAGUGCUCUAAGAGGUCAUCAUAAACAAAUAAACCUCAAGCAAAAACUGGAUACAGUGGGACAAUAUCUCCAGCAGGUGGAGCCAAGUAGUCAGGAUGUAUUUCAUGACAAAAACCACCAAGUGCCUGUUUUUUUUUUGUUUUUUUUAAUGAAUCACUUGUUGAAAAUACACUAAUUUACUAAUUUCUUUUCAUUCGGUUAUUCUUAAAAGUAAAAAAAAAAUAAAUAAUAUUGUGGUACUUCUAAAUUAGUUUUCACCUAAACAUUAAUAUAAGAAGACUGUGUGCAGGAUGAAGAAAUAAAGCAGAGGUUCACGUUUUCAAGUCUGUCUUAAAGCAGUAAUUGUUCACUGUUGUGGUUCCUCCUGUCCGUACUGGCUGCUAAGAGAUUGUUUGAUGAUGGGGGACAAAAUCCAUAGUCCUCUAUCUGUGUACAAAUACACUCUCUCAGUUGAGCCAAAAUCAAUAUGAGGCUUUGACAGUCAGUUAGUGUAGUUAAGCAUCUUCCAAAUUACAGGAAACAGUGUUUGUGAAAACACAAAGAAGUACUUUUGUAUAAUUGUUUUUUUUUUUAAAUAUAAAAAUCUACUUGAUAUGCAUGACUUCAUUUUUACACAGAGUUAAGACUGUGCAACAUUGGAAUCACCUCAGGAAGGGAUCUCUCUCUUUGCAGCCAGUUUGGCGAGGAGGAGUGAUUGCAGCGACCAAUAACACUUUCAUUGUGCAAAUGGGCACGCUAGUGUUGUGUUAAGAUAAACUUGAAAAAAAUGUGAACCUAUCCUUUAACUUUGUAGGUCACCUGCAAACUGUGACAGCAGGUUUCUAUCUCCUGUCAGUCGGUGUUCCUGCUGUGAAGGUGACUCUGGCUGCCUGCCUGCCAAAAUGUUGGUGAAUCUCAGUUAAUCUGAUCUCAGACCUCACUUACUGUCACCGCCAUCACACUUGUUGUGAUGAGCGACUGAGUCAUUGUAAAUCUGGACCAGUCAUACCUGCAUCACUCAAGUCUCAGCAACAGAAAUAAAAUCAUCCCCCUGAUGAAUUAAUGAGUGUGCAGUUACCUGCCUGCGUUGUUUAACAAAGAAUGACACUUAUAAGCUAACAUAAACAUAAAGCCUUUUAAAUCUGAGUUUUAUACAUUCAGUUAACUGGUUCCCAACCGGGGGUCCAUGGGUUUAUGGGAUGUAAAACCAUUUUUUUGUCAUAUAUCUCAGCAUUUCAUUCAUUUCUAUUAAUUUAAUAUGUUUAAAGUUUGGAUUAUUAUUUAAGAUAUGAAUUUAAGAAUUAGAAAAGUAUGCAGUUAAAACAACCGAAGAGCUAAUAGAACCAUGGCCAAGUGUCAGGGAGAAGAAAACACUGAAUUUGUCAAAAAAAUAGAAGCCUAUUAAGUAUGUCUGAUUUGUUAAAAAUAAAAAAAAUACAUAUUACAGACAGAGAAUUGCAUUAAAAGUUCUUAAAAAUAAAAGGAAAACUCAUCUGUGAUGCAAUAUUCACAGGAAAUAAUCUGCUCAAAUUCACCUAAAUCACUCGUUUGACGCAAACUUCCUGCAGUUAUUGUGUUCACUAUUUGGGUUAAUUAUCUGUUGUUCUGUACUGUUAUUGUUUUGCAUUGAAUAUAAUGUGAAAUAUCCAUAAUAUGUCACUUAGUCAGGGGCCGUCAGUUUACUGAAUGAUUGAAAAAGGGCCCCUUAAGGAAAAAGGUUGGGAACCACUGCAUUAAAUCAUAUUAAUCAUUAUAUUUAGAGCUCAUGAUGUACUAGAGAUUGUGUGUUUUUAAUCCUGAAGAAGGGAUACUACAUAGUACUUAUAGUAUGAAGGAAUGAUGAAAGAAGCACUGCACUGAUGUAUGAAUCAUGGGGGAUAUUACUUCCCUCUAAAUGAUGUUUAAGAAUGUAAAAUUUAUGAUGUCAUCAAUAAUAAAUAUGCCUCAAAUGA